UCUCCACUACCUCUCUACCUCUACAUGGUCAUAAUAAAUAAUAUCUAAUACUCAAAAUGUCCGCCCCAAACUCCAACCUCCGCGCCUUCAACCUCGCCGUGACGACGCUCCUCAAAACACCCUCGCAAUUCCUCCCGCACCUCACCAUCCCGACCAUCACGCACCUCCCCGAACAAAUCGGCCCAGCUCUCUCCGCCACCUACCCCAGUCCCAGUCCCAGUCCCAGCUCCUCUUCCUCCUCAGAAACGGAAAAGAAACCAAUCCAAAUCCGAGCCCUCAUCCUCGACAAAGACAACACGCUCUGCGCCGCCAAAACAACGACCUUCCCACCGCUCAUCCUCUCGAAACUGCACGCCCUCCGCACCUCCCCCACCUCGCCGUUCAACAUGGCCACAGCGCCGGAUUCGAUCCUGGUGGUUUCGAACCGCGCGGGCUCGCACGCGCGCUACGACGCGGAGAUCGAGGAGCUGGAGAACAACGGGCUCUCGGGGCUGCAGAUCCCGGUGUUCAGGCUGCCGACGGGGAGCGCGAAGAAGCCGUUCUGCGGGGCGGAGGUGCUGAGCUGGUUUACGGAGAGGGGGGUGGUGAAGGGGCCGGAGGAGAUAGCGGUAGUGGGGGACCGGUUGGGGACGGAUGUGUUGAUGGCGACGCAGAUGGGGGCGUGGAGUGUUUGGUGUCGCGACGGAGUGACGGAGGGGGUGGAUCCGCGGCGAGGGAGGGAGGAUCGGAAUGUGUUGGAGAAGAUGGAGGCGUGGGUGGAGAGGUAUCUGCGCGAGUCGAGAGGGUUGAAGGCGCCGGCGCCGAAGGGGUGGCAGGGUUAGUGAUGGGCUGGCGUCAAGUGAGAUGGAUGAGAUGUUUUACCGUGAUACCCCUGUAGACUAAGACGUGUAAUAUAGAAAUCCUACGACUACAUGGACAGCUUGAGAUCAUAAUCUG
This is a messenger RNA of Aspergillus steynii IBT 23096, 936 nucleotides long. RefSeq names its product phosphatidylglycerophosphatase. Gene Ontology annotation, molecular function: phosphatidylglycerophosphatase activity. The record is from RefSeq and is a predicted model, not a curated record. Bases 57 to 821 code for a protein of 254 amino acids. NCBI's taxonomy places the organism in Eukaryota, Fungi, Ascomycota, Eurotiomycetes, Eurotiales, Aspergillaceae. The transcript has a single exon.